AAAAUAAAAUAAAAUAAAUCUUGGAACAAAAAUCACAACCUGCCAAGACCGGGGACUCCCAGCAGUGUUUUGCAGACUUCGAGUAGUGGCCUGGGAAACUCCCUUCAGCUGGUCAUGAACUAGGACGCAAGGAGCAAAGGUAACAUUGCUGGACGGAAACCCUCCUGUCAAUAACGUGAGACUCCGUUCUCUCCCUCAUUCCUGCCCUAAGUACUCGUUGAGUGUCCACCAUGAACUAGGAGCCCAGGAUUCAGAAGAAAGUAAAACACACAAGUGCGUGUGCCUGUGUCCCUCACGGAGGGUUACUGUGUGUGUCAGAAAGUUACCACCAGAACACACAGGCCCCUCAUUCCUUUUUCAGCACGAAGGCUUUGUUGAACAGGAGAAACUCUGCCCUUGGCCAGCAGCCGUUGGGCGAGGGUCAGAAGGUUCAUGUUGCCAGGGCCACGGAAGGGGCUUGGUGAGGUCGGAUCCCUAGGUCCGGGGAGGGCUGCCUCCUGCCUCCUCCCCGCAAGCUCCGGGCACUCGAGGAGCUUUAUUCCCGGGAGAGCGAGGUGACCCCGCCCAGAGCUGGGGAGCCUAGCUGCAGAUCCCUCACGUUGGGCAAGAGCAGAGAACCGGCCCCUCGGAUCCCUGCUGGGGACAUCUGGAGACACCAGCAAUAAUGGGAAAUCCGGGCGCAGAGAGGGAGAGCGGGGGAGGGGCAGGGGGGACAGGUGACGUGCACCCCAGCCCCUCCUGGCCUGGACCCCUCCGAACUGUGCGGUGAGGAGCAAGGUGGCUGCGGGGGUGGGCGGGGCAGGCCAGGAGACCCCUUUCUCUGGGAAGAACAGAGACCGUAGUGUCCCCCGCCCCCGCCAUGCUUUGCCCGAGUUCCAACCCUGUUUCCACUUCUGUUUACUGUCCAAAGUCCUGGGGGCAGGAAACGCCAGGUUAGAACCACUCGGACGCCAGGACACAAGGGCUCAGGGACCUCACGGGGACGGCCCCUCCUGGUGCCACCUGCUCCACUUCUUGCCCUAGCCCCUCCUCGCCCUGGGGCCCAGGCCACCUGAGGGACCCAGGAGUCAGCCCUCUGCACCUCUUACAGCCCAGGUGGUGGCCUCGGCCUGCUCACCUCCAGCCCCAUCAUCGGCCUCUCCCUGAAGCAGCCUUUUAGCACAGGACUCAGCCCCGAGCUCAGCCCCUGCAACAAGAGAGCCUCAGUCUGACCCAGCUCCAGCCCCGGGACCGGCAUGGCCAUCCGGCAGCCGGACACCGAGGACAAUGACCAGCAGCUGCCUGGAGGGGAGGGCCCGGGCCCGCGUGCGCACAACCCCAGGAGAGACCAGUUCUACGUAGGGAGGCCUCGGAGCCCCGCCCUUCUGCAGCGCGUCUGUUCUAUGUUCCGACUCAGUCUGCUCGUCCUCGGGUUCAACAUGCUGCUGCUGGUGGCCAUCUGCGUGAUUGGGUCCCAAAGAGCACAGCUGCAAGAGGAGCUGCGGGUCCUAAAAGAAAACUUCACCCACUUCUCCAACGGGGUCCUGUCGGAGAUCAGCACCCUUCUCUUCCACGGGGGCAGUGCCGGUCAGCAGCUGACCUCUCUGGAGGCCAAGCUGGAGAAGCAGCAGAAGGAUCUGAAAGCAGAUCACGCUGCCCUGCUGCUGCACGUGAAGCACUUCCCGGUGGACCUCCGCAUCCUCACCUGUCAGAUGGCCUUCGUGCGCAGCAACGGCACACAGUGCUGCCCCGUCAACUGGCUGGAGUAUGAGGGCAGCUGCUACUGGUUCUCCCGCUCCGGGAAGACGUGGGCCGAUGCGGACCGGUACUGCCAGCUGGAGAGCGCGCACCUGGUGGUCAUCAACUCCCGGGAGGAGCAGAAGUUCAUUAUGCAACACACGAACCCCUUCGAUGCCUGGAUAGGUCUCACGGACAGCGACGGCUCCUGGAAAUGGGUGGACGGCACCGACUAUGAGCAGAGCUACAAGAACUGGGCGGCCACUCAGCCCGAUGACUGGCAGGGGCACGAGGUGGGUGGAGGCGAAGACUGCGCGGAACUCCGGGCCAACGGCCGCUGGAACGACAACUUCUGCAAGCAGCCGUUGUGUCGGUACUAACUGAGAUAAGACAGAAGGAACUUCUUGAACAUCACGUCGGCGAAAAUGCACAGGUUGGUCGGCAAAGGUGUGGAUAAGUGAAAUCGGGUGGAGAGAAGGUGAAUUGGUAAUGUCUUUUGAGUGUGCCGUGGCAGUGUCUGUCCACUUUUAAAUUUUAAGGUCGAUGUUUCUGCUCAUUUUGCUUCUGGAUAUCUAACCAAGAGCAAUUACGUGUUCUUGGUGCAAACAGGGAAAUAGGAGCCUGUCCGCUUCAACAUUACUUACAAAAGCCAGGGACGCCGCGUCCCCAAAAUGCACGGUGGUCUGGCACCUGUACGCUCCGGAGCCCCAUUAAACAGAUGGCCAUGAGCCGUGGCGUGGGAAAACCCUCGAGAUCCAUUUUUAGGCAGACUCAUGCCGUGGAGAAAAAUUUCGGUAAAAGGAAAACAGCGACCUGCCCCAUCAGUGGGCAUAGCCCGACCGGUGUACAAAUAUGCAGAGAAAUUGGUCUGAAAAGACCACUCAUCACAUCUCUGGGUCUGGGGGCUGGAAAUGGGGUAAGUGUAUUGGUUUACUUACCUUUCCCUGACCUCUCCUGCCUGGGCCGCGGGGGGUGGGGGCGCGGUGAGACCCCUUCAAUCUGUGGCCAGUAUGGCUCCGUCUUCCCCACCUCCCAGCCAAGGGACUGGGGAGGGUGGCAUCUCCUCUCACCGAUGCCCGACAGUCCACUGUUGGAGUGUUUGCCCUCCAUCUGUGCCAUGGGAUCAUUGGACUUUAGGAGUCCUAGUGCCCAAGGAAAGGCCCCCCCCCCCCCCCAACCAGGGAAAGCAGCCUUGGUCCUGUGGCAAUUUGAAGAUGCCUCUUGAUUCCUGCCUGCUUUGGGCUCCUCAAAACCACCAGUAGGUAGGGGGUGGAGGUAAGUGAGCCUUGGAGGGGACUGAUGGAUGCUGGCUAAGGAGGGACAUGGUUGUGCUGCUUGGCAAUGGGGAGGGGAGAGGAUGGAGGCUGCAGCCCGGGUGGCUGUCUGGGGAGCUGCAGAGCAGCCUGGUGUGAUCAUGAAAUGGUGGGUAGCAAAUCGCGGUCCCUGCACCAGGUAAAAGGAUCCUGCCCCGCUGAGGGGCUGGGAGAGGACUAGGGCUCCACAGGGAAGCCGUACUCGUCCACCGAGAAAGAAGUCUCAGAGGCAAAAGCACUUAGGAGAGCAGAGAAGGUUAUUGGCAAAGUAGCCGUAAGGUAAUCAGCCUUUGGGAGGACAGGCUUAGCGGGGUGGGGGCUGGGGGGGCACAGGAGGUGUUCUGAGGAAAACUCUGUGCAGUGAUCAAGUGUUUUAUCCGUCAGCUGCUGAUGACAAAACAGCACUGUCCUCACAAUGAUCAUGUGCGCAAAAGGCUGUGACUUAUCUUUAGGCGUUGGCAUUGCAAAAGUCAGGGAUAAAGCUGUUUUAUUUCCUAAGGAGUCAGCAAUUUAUGGAAAAUGCUCCAAGUUUACUUUUUUGGGGGGACUGGAAAGAGAACUCUGUGUGUGUGUGUGUGUGUGUCCGUCUGUCCCCGGGCAUAUCUGUCACCCGGAUAUAAUAGCUCCUUACUGGAACUCUCAGUUUCCACCCUCAUCUCGUUCAUUCCCUCCUCUGCCCCGAUCCCCUCCACAGUCUGCCCCUCUAACUCGGAGUAAAAACAGAUCCUAAACAAUAGUCUGAGGGCCCUGGAGAACUGGUGCUCCAUGUUUUCCCCAUGAUCAUCUCUCCUUGCCAUUCUAGCUCACUACUCCAAUAAAAUCUCUGGCAUCUCUGGCAAAGGGAUGAUCCUUAUACACGCUAGACAUUCUACCACCCCAGGCCCUUUGCACUGGCUGUGCCUUCUGUCUCGAAUCAUCUUCCUCCCGGAGCUCCUCACGACUCGCUCCCUCACCUCCUUGUGACUUUUGCUCGAACAUCACCUUCCCAGUAAGGCUGGCCCUGAUACCUCACUCUUGAUGGCCAUGUUAAAAACGGAUCCCACCUCACUUCCCAGCUGUAUUUUCUUCCAUAUGUCACCAUGUGACACUUCCAAUGUCUACUGUGUGGCAUUAUACAGAUCGCACUCAUUUAUUUUAUCUGUCACCUGCCAGUAUGUAAAUUCUGGGAGGGCCUGGCCUUUUCUGUCAGUCUGUUCCCUUCUGAAGUAUGCGUCUGGGAAGGAGGGUGCCUGGCAUAUUGGAGACGCUCAGGAAGUGCUUUUGGAAUGGAUGAGUAAACGCACGUGUGAAGACCGGAGCGAAUGUUCUCUGUGGGACAGAUCCAACAACGUGCGGAUGUGAAGUCUGUCCCGAUGAGUGCACGGGUACAGUGCACCGCUGUCGGGGACACAGAUAUGAGCUCCCUACAUCCUCCUGCCCACCAGCCUCCGCUUCCUUCCAGGAAGGACUGGGGGCCCAGUUGCAGGGAGUGCGACCUGUGCCGACAACCGCCUACCCCGAGGUCAGGCCCCUGCUGGGGUGACCUGGGCCCCUGGUGCCUGAGCCAGGUGGCGUGUGAAGGUCCCGGCUCAGCCCGGUGCCGACAGCUGGGACAGAUGGCCAGAUUGAUUGCCCAGAGUGCCUGCUGUGUUGGCUGCAGAGCUGUGCACCUUCUCCCUUUGUCCCUCCUCCUUCUUCCCCCUUCCUCUCUCAGGUGUCGGUCCCUAAAAACAUGGCUCGUCCUCCAAAUUCAGUCUCAGCCUUAGCUUCCAAAAACCCAGCCUGUGACAAAUACCGACCCGGAUAUCAGAUAAUAAAAAGCAAGUAGGGGCACGCGGGCAGCUCAGUCGGUGAAGCGUCUGCCAUCAGCUCAGGUCACGAUCCUGGGGCCUCCCCCAGAUGGAGUCCUGGGUCGGGCUCCCUGCUCGGCGGGGAGUCUGCUUCUCCUCCUGCCCCUCCCCCUGCUCCUGCUCUUUCUCAAAUAAAUAAAUAACAUCUUAAAAAAAAAAGCAAGUAGAGCACAAUCCCACUUAUAUAGAAAAUGUAGUGUAAGGUGCAUUUGCUUCCCUUCUCUACCUUUUUCUUUUUAAAAAGAUUUUAUUUAUUUAUUUGACAGAGAGAGAGAGAGAGAGAUCACAAGUAGG
Molecule: messenger RNA, 5152 nt
Organism: Mustela erminea (ermine)
Lineage: Eukaryota; Metazoa; Chordata; Mammalia; Carnivora; Mustelidae
Product: asialoglycoprotein receptor 2-like
Exons: 10
Coding region: 1236-2096 (286 amino acids)
Molecular function (GO): signaling receptor activity
Source: RefSeq, a predicted model, not a curated record